Messenger RNA from Xenia sp. Carnegie-2017, 2782 nucleotides. RefSeq names its product putative beta-lactamase-like 1. The transcript is spliced from 12 exons. The record is from RefSeq and is a predicted model, not a curated record. Lineage: Eukaryota; Metazoa; Cnidaria; Anthozoa; Malacalcyonacea; Xeniidae. Bases 353 to 2080 code for a protein of 575 amino acids.
GUUUAUAAAAAAAAACAGUUAUGAGAACGUAGCUCAAUUGAUCAGUGCGAGCAAGACUUGCAAAAGCAUUUGGUGGAAUUUGUAAUUGGAUAUCUAGUGGUUCAUAUGAAACAAAAAUUCUUGGAAAUGACCAUCGUGUAGAUGAGUUUUUUUUAUUUCAAGUUUUCAUGAAACACUUUGGCAAAAGCUUGAUGGUAAUAAGCUUAUCGUGAGUAAGAGAUGACGACAUGAAGUAUUGAUAUGUUAAAUUUAUUCAACUCUAACAGCCAGUAACAUAAUAUGUACGUGACAUCAACGAUUAUGUCCUUCUUUAACUUCUUGUUAUUUAAUACGUAGUAUUUAUGUUGUAUAAAUGGUUUUGUCGACAGUGAAAUUCAUCUCUUCACAUGAACAACAAACUGAAAACUCGAACUUGAAGUCUAAAGAUGUGACAAUAGUGUAUUUGAAAGCGACAAUCGUGAUAUUAAUAGUUGUACUUUCCACCGUCUCAGGAGUUUUAUUGUGGAAGGUAGUUAAAGAUUGUAGCAGCUCUGAGCAAAAGAAACUUUCAAACAACAAUAAAGAAGAAAAACUUCUCCCGAACGAUGGAAAUUCUCAAUUUACACAAAUAUACAAGAAAAGCCAAAGUAUAUCAUGUCCUCUGUAUGCAGAUAAAACUUCUUUACCUUACACUUUACAACAAAGUUUGCGCGAAACUUUUCGAAAUGUGGAAAAAACCCUCAAACAGGCCGUCGACGGCAAGUCAUUAGUCUCUGUGUCGCUUAGUGCAGUUUAUAGAGAUGACAAAGUUUGGAACAUUGGUUUAGGAACUUUAGAUAAAUCGACAUAUCCAUUAAAGAUUCCAGAUGAACAUAGUUUAUACAGUACAGGAAGUGUUGUCAAAAUUUUAACAGUUGUCUUGACAUUCAAGUUGUUGAAAGAAAACAAAAUAACUAAUUUAAAUGAUCCAUUGAGAAAGUACGAGCCAAAUUUUAUUAUUAAAAAUCCGUUCAAUAAAGAAGACAUAACAAUAAGACAAAUCCUCGCUCACACAUCAGGUCUUCCUAGAGAAGUAUCGUGUGGCCCUUCCUUUUCUUCUUCCAAUACAAAAAAGAUUUGUCCUGUUAACACAACAUUUGUUCUAAACAAAUUGAAAAAUCUUCAAGUGAAAUUUCCUCCGGGUUCUGCUGUAUCUUACAGCAAUCUAGGUUAUGCGCUUUUAGCAAAUGUUUUGUUUGAAAUAUUUGGACGAAAAUAUUCAAGUUGGCAACAAUGGAUGUUACAUGAAGUAGUCUAUCCUCUUGGCAUGACAAGAACAAUCUUGAAUGUUAAUGAAAGACAGUUUUAUAACACUGCUACUGGAUAUAAAUCUAAUGGAUUACCUUCUCAUCAUUUAAACUGGGGUUGGGCUUCACCAUCUUUUCAAAUGAAAACCUCCACUUCUGAUCUCUCGAAAUUAAUGUUGGCAAUUUUGAAUCCUGGAAAGUCAUUUAUUGAUGAAAAAAUGACAAAAGAAAUGUUUAAACCAGAAUUCAUAUUUCCUGAUCUUUAUACAAUUUUUGCAACUGGAUGGCAAAUUCGUUACCAUAACUUUGUUCGCGUCGUUAGAAAAUCAGGAGCAGUCCCAGGCUUUUCAUCAUCAAUUAUAUUAAUGCCAGAAGUACGAUUUGGGUUUGUUUUGCUUGCUUCAGGCGAAGAAAUUGCUACAAAACUCGCUAACAAAGUAACGAUGAUAAUUUCCAAGAAAUUGUCAAAGUAUUUGUUGUACAAAUACCCGAAGAUAACAACUCCUACUGAUUUGAAUAAGUACACUGGUCAUUACGUAGUUAAUAAUAAUUGGAGUGAUAAAGUGAAAGCGACGAUUGAAAAAGAUUUAUAUUCUGGUCGUUUGAUAUUGAAACAAGAUCAUGGGUAUCCAAGUUAUGUUUAUCUUAACGCCAUGGAUUCUAAACAUUUUCGGAUUAUCUAUCCUUAUGGUCUACCAUGUUCUGCAUAUUCUCUAGGACAAGAUAAAGAAAUUGUUAUGUUUCAACAGCUCGAUAGUAAAAAGCGUUAUAAAAAAUUUAAACUUGGUUCUUUUAUAUUUCGUAGAAGUUUGUGAUGUUAGUGACGUACAAAAUGUUGACGUGUGCCGUACAGAUUUUCACAUUAUGAAGAUCUAACCAAUCAAAAAAUCAAAAAACCAUUUUCUAUCAAUGGUUGCAUAUUCCUCAGGUAUUAUGAAAUACUUCAUUUAAGUGGAUAUCAUAUAAUAUUAUUUAUUAGAACUUAGAUUAUUGAAAAACUAGCUGGAAGGAAGAGAAUAACAUUGACUACUUUGUAAAGAUACAAUUAUUUUAUUUGAUGAUAGAAAAAUCUUUAAUUUUGCUGUAUUGAAACUGUUUGAUAAAUUUACAUUUAAUUUUCACGGAGCACUCGAUGAUGGUGUGGAAAGCACACAUUCAAUUUUACUCUGUUCUAACAGUUCCUAUCAUCUUUAACCAAUUAUCUAUCUAAAAAUUAUUUCCGUUAUUUGAAGUAACCAAAUUAAAUCGUGUCAACAAAAAUUGGUUAUUUGUUAUAAUCAACUGGUGUCAAGUUUAUUAUUUGUUAUAAUUAAGUUACAUCAACUGACGAAAUUUUGUAAUAUAAUAAAAUAACUAAUGCGAAAAAUCUUUGUCAGUAAGUUAAAUAAUAAAAACACAUUCGGCGCUUCAUACAUUACUUAAAAAGAAAUUACUUUAUGGCUAGGAGUAUAUUUCUAAAUUUCAAGAUCAGUUUUAUGGAGUACUUGGUAUAUUAUUAAAUAUGUUAACAAAUCAAA